AUAUUCCCCGGUCCUCUUUCUGAUCAACAAAAUACUUCACGCAUUACCAUGACCACUGAAGGAGCUGAUAUUAGAGGAGAUGUCCUAGAGUCCAUCCUCUCUCAUGUUCCUCUCAUCCAUAUCCUCCCUGCAAGCCACGUCUCUAAAUCAUGGAAUUACGCCGUCUUCUCCUCUCUUCGCUACUUCAGCCGCCCCAAACCUUGGCUCUUUCUCCACUGUCAAAACUCACGCCCUCCGUACGCCUCCUCCUCCUCCUUCGCUUACGACCCACGGUCCAACCACUGGCUCCGUAUCCAUAACAAAAACCCACCCCUCCAAUACGCCUCAGCUAUCCGUUCCUCCUCCAACUCCACCCUCCUCUACAUGCUCUCUCCCUCCAAAUUCUCCUUCUCUUUCGACCCCUUCCACUUGACGUGGCACCAUGUGGACCCACCCCUCGUUUGGCGAACCGACCCUGUCGUAGCCAUGGUUGGCCGCCAUGUCAUCGUCGCCGGCGGUGCAUGCGAUUUCGAGGACGACCCCCUUUCGGUUGAAAUCUACGACCUCGACGCUCGCAGGUGGGACGCCUGUGAUGCCAUGCCAGCAAUCCUCAAAGACUCUGCUGCUUCCGCGUGGCUCUCUGUCGCAUCCAGUUCAAAAACAUUGUACAUAAUGGAACAAGUUUCCGGCGUUACGUAUUCUUUCGAUCCCACGUCCAGGAUUUGGUCCGGACCGUUGGAUUUGCGUCACGAUGAGAACAUUUUCUUUUCGGUGAUUGGUAUUUUCGGGGACAACUUGGUACUGGUGGGGUUACUCGGAAACUCUGAGAAUGUUAAAGAUGUCAAAGUGUGGGAAGUAAAGGGGAAAUCAUUUGAGAUUCUUGAAGAAAUUGGGAUAAUGCCAAAAGAGUUGGUGGAAAAGCUGAAAGGGGAAGACGCAAGUAUAAAUUCAAUAAAAAUAAGUUGUACAGGUGACUUUAUAUAUAUAUACAAUCCCCGAGAGCCUGAGGAACUGGUGAUGUGUGAGAUUGGGGGCGAAGGGAUUUGCCGGUGGGGGAGUUUGAAGAACCCGGCGGUGAGCGACUGGAGUAGGGUGGCGGAGAAGAUGGUGCUUACAAGCGCGGACGUGGGGUUGGGUGAUUUAGGGAAAGCGGCGGAAUCCGGCGAAGUACGUUUCAGUAUUUGUGAAUGACGGGAUUUUCAUUUGAUUAUUAAAUUAAUUGGCAGGAUGAUUAUUUGAACAGUUUGGUUAUUACAGUUUCUGUUUUUAUGUCUUUAAGUAAUUGUGUUAAUUUUAAUUCUAAAAUGAACUAAUUUUUAAUUAUAUAUCAUUACACUCA
Molecule: messenger RNA, 1318 nt
Organism: Gossypium raimondii (Peruvian cotton)
Lineage: Eukaryota; Viridiplantae; Streptophyta; Magnoliopsida; Malvales; Malvaceae
Product: F-box/kelch-repeat protein At1g23390
Exons: 1
Biological process (GO): proteasome-mediated ubiquitin-dependent protein catabolic process
Cellular component (GO): nucleus; cytosol
Molecular function (GO): protein binding
Source: RefSeq, a predicted model, not a curated record